CUGGACUUGAAUCUCAGAAUACAACAAAAUUUUUAAAUGCAAUGCAAGGUCACCAAUUCAUAAUUAAAUUAAUGAAGAAAUAUAGAAAAUAAAAUCUAAAUAACAAUAUAUUUUCCUCCCCCUCCUCUAUGCUUCUUAGAUGUGCUUAUUGAGGGUGAAUCCUUUUCUUAAUUUACCGGUUCAUCCCUCUCCUCGUCGACUAGUCUUGACUGGAACCCGUAAUUGUGCACUAAGAAUAAGGGCUGUGUCGGCCACAGACGACCUUCUCCCGAAUGCCGUUCGGCGGAGGAGGGACCCGCUUUGGAGAGGAGGGUUCAGUCUCGGUGUCGACUUGGGAUUUUCUCGCACUGGCCUUGCCCUAAGCAAAGGCUUCUCUGUCCGUCCACUAACGGUUUUGAAAUUGAGGGGGCAGAAGCUUGAGUUGCGGCUUCUUGAGAUUGCUCAAAAGGAGGAGGUUGAUGAAUUCAUAGUUGGGCUUCCUAAAUCCUUCGAUGGAAAAGAGACUCCUCAAUCCAACAAAGUUCGUAGUGUUGCUGGAAGACUUGCCGUUCGAGCGGCGGAGAGGGGCUGGAGAGUCUACCUUCAGGAUGAACAUGGUACGUCGGCAGAAGCUGCAAACCUGAUGAUUGACAUGGGCCUCACCAAGUCUGCUCGGCAAACUAAAACAGAUGCCUAUGCUGCUGUGGUAUGUGGGGAAUUCUAUCAUUUUUGUCAGGGAACUGAGAUAGUACUGCCCAAGAACAUCGAUUUGCAAGAAAAACUUAGAAACAGUGCAUUGGAGGACAUGGAUUUUUUUCCAGAAGAUUUUGUGUAGUGACAGCAAAUUACUAGAACAGUAUUCCUUUCUUCAUUCACACAUAAGCAGGGAGUUUGUGAGAAUGUAGGAGUAGAACCAAGCUAUGGUCUUCUUCUCUUAUGCAUAAGCUUUAUGAAUUCACCAAUCCUGGUGAAACGGCAGUUUGGCAAAGUACAAGGGUGAAAACAUGCAAAUCUGGAAGCAUUGAAGGUGUUUUACCGGCUGCAAUGCUCUCAUGGAAGAAUCUGUGUUCUAAUAUCGUGAUGGCAAAACUUUGAUUUUCUGUCUAAUAAGGCUUUCUAUUCUUCUGGAGAUGUGAGGAAAAAGCUCUUAUUUAUCAUAUUGGCCCUGGCGGAAUAUAAUGCAAUGUUUACACAUGUUAUCAAGUUUGAUUUUCAA
This is a messenger RNA of Mangifera indica (mango), 1195 nucleotides long. Its product is annotated as putative pre-16S rRNA nuclease. Lineage: Eukaryota; Viridiplantae; Streptophyta; Magnoliopsida; Sapindales; Anacardiaceae. The record is from RefSeq and is a predicted model, not a curated record. Gene Ontology annotation, biological process: rRNA 5'-end processing. The coding region runs from base 140 to 814 and encodes 224 amino acids. The transcript is spliced from 6 exons.